ACAGAAGGGGGCGAACGUCUGGGUUUGCCGCGCCUCGUCUCCCAGAAACGAGGACGACAAACAAGAGCUGCACGGCGUACUUUCCGACUGUGGAAAUGGCGCUUCGUAUUGUGAAAGCCUGAAGUCCAGAGCCUUUUCGUUCCUGUAAUUUUUUUUUAAACUCACUUAGGGCUCUUGGAAUUGGUGAAUUUCGRGAACAAACGGAUUAUGACAGAGGAAGGAGAGAUUCUUGAGGGAAAACAAAGCAAUAGUGGCUCCGAAGCCUUCAUCAUCCUUGGACAGUGAACGAUGCAUGACCUGACUGCCCAAGUCACCAGCAGCCUGCUGCCCUUCUCUGGAGUGACUGUAGACGCCCUGGGUGAGGAUGAGAUCAGCCUGGACUGUGUGCUUCAUGGCAGGUUCACUGUCGGCCGCAGCGGGUUGGCGUGGCUGGCCAGUGGGUCCAACCUGGAGGUCGUCCACGCCGUGACAGGCGAGCGGCUGUCUGCGUACUGCUUCAGCGGCGGCGGAGGAGAACACCCACCCAUUGUUCUGGCUGCCAGGGAUUUCAGCUGGCUCAAACGGUCUGGGCUGCUGGUUGGCUUGGAGGAAACCGAAGGCAGCAUUCUGUGUCUGUAUGACUUGGGACUGUCCAGGGUGGUGAAAGCUGUGGUCAUACCAGGCAGGAUUACAGCUAUUGAACCUCUAGUGAGUUAUGGUGGAGCCAGCACUUCUACGCAGCAGCUCCACCAGAGUUUACGCUGGUUCUUUGGCAUUGCUGCCGUGGUAACAGAUCUGGGUCAUGUCCUGCUUGUGGACCUCUGUCUUGAUGAUCUGUCCUGCAGCCAGAGUGAACUGGAGGCAUCAGACCUGCAGGUGGUGACCAAAUCUCCUGCAGACAUCCCGCGGCUCAGAGAGGUCAGCUCCCGCCAGGGCAGACAUCUCUGCCUGCAGCUGAACCCGCCCAGCGKCGUUGGCGCCACGGCYCUGCAGUACGUGUCCAGAACCAACCAGCUGGCAGUGGGAUUUUCUGAUGGACUGCUGCAGCUGUGGAACAUGAAGACGUUGAAGAAGGAGUACCAUUCGCAGCUGGAGGGGGGCAGAGUGCCUGUUCAUGCCUUCACCUUCCAGGAGCCGGAGAACGACCCCAGGAACUGCUGCUACCUCUGGGCUGUCCAGUCCUCUCAGGAUCUCGAGGGAGAUCUGGUCAGCCUCCACCUGCUCCAGCUGGCCUUCAGCGAAAGAAAGUGUCUGGCUUCUGGGAAGAUCCUCUAUGAGGGUCUGGAAUAUUGCGAGGAGCGAUUCAGUCAGGAGUUGAGCGGCACGUCGUUUCCUCUCAGGGCUCAGGCCACGAACACACAACUGCUGAGCUGCCAGACCAUCGAGAAGUUCAGAGCCCAUCCUGACAGGGACGACAGUUUGAAUGAAGUUGCAUCCCCCGACACCAGUUUGUCCAUCUUCUGCUGGCAAGUCAAGGCUUAUGGCCAGGGAAGUCCCUCUAUGUAUAUCGGGGUCUUUGACAUCAACCGCUGGUACCAUGCACAGAUGCCUGACUCUCUCAGAACCGGKGAGUCUCUCCAGAAUUGCCCCUACCUGGCCGUUUGGUCCCUGGACUCGGUGGUGCAGAUGGUGUCGACCCAAACCUUCCUGGAUGUGAUUGUACACGAGCGCAGCCUUAGCCGGGGCCUGCCCUUCACCUGCCCCCCUCCAGAGCAGUACUUCAACCCAACCACUUACAACUUCGAUGCUACUUGCCUACUUAACUCUGGGAUUGUGCACUUAACCUGCUCUGGGCAUCAAAAAGAGACUUUAAGUUUUUUGAAGAAAGCUGCACCUUGUUCCAGUGACAUCAUCUCCAUCAGCUACUCCCACUGCCUCAUGUCCGGCCUCCUCUCGUCCCGCGUGGCAGACGCUCCGGCAGCCAGCCUCUCUCAGGAGGAGCAGCUCGAUGCCAUCUUGUCAACAGCAGUUGAAACCAGUUCCUUGGGGUUAAUUACUGGUUGUAUUAAGCAGUGGACUGCAGAAGAACAACCAGGAUCCGCUCUGAACCUGCGCUACAUCCUGGACUGGGCUUGGGACAAAGUAGUCCAGACCAAAGAGGAGCUGGACGGCAUCUGUGCUCCGUUGUUCGACAGCUCAUCCAACUUCACCGACCCGCAGACGCUGCAGUUGCUGCAGCACACCCAGAGGCUGCUUAGCAACCUCAGCGCCAUCUUCCACUGCCUGCUCAGCGAAGCUCAGGAACUCACACACCAAGGUUUGGCAGGUCUGAUGAACAAGAACAUGGUGUCCAGUUUAAUUUCCAAAUACGCUCAAGUGGUCCUCUGGUUCUGCCGCACCGGCUUACUCCCCGAGGGAUCAGAUGAAGAUGCUCUCCAGAUUCCCAGGCCUUUCUUUACUCACUCAGUCAUCAGUAACUAUUACGCCAUACGCAGAGAGGAGUUGACCAGGCUGGCCAAGAGUAAAUGGUGUGCUGAUUGCCUUAUGAUCGACGGUUUGGUUGGACAGUGUGGUGAACGUCUGACCGGUCUAUGGCGGCGGGACGAGGGCGGGACAGGACAGUACCCCCCACCUACUCUGCAUGCCUUGCUUGACCUCUACCUUCUGGACAACAUCGAAGAAGCUACCAAGCACGCCAUUGUGAUUUACCUGYUGUUGGACGUCAUGUACUCUUUCCCCAAUAAGGAUGGAACAUCCGUGGAAUCUUUUCCCACAGCUUUUUCCAUCCCCAUYGGACUGGUUAAACUGGUACAAGGACUGUGGCUGCUGGAUCAUAACGACCAUCAGAGUUCGUUUGAUCUGCUUCUUCACCCGGCUGCUUCUCAUUUUCAUUUCGAGUGGCAGCACGAGCGGGUUCUGCAGGCGCUGAUGUGUCAGGGCCAGCAGUCCGUGGCGCUGCGCUACUUCCACGUCACAAAGCCUCCAAUUACCUCCACCGCUCAGGCCAAACUUUCUCUGUCCGUGCUGCUACACAACAGGUGUCUCAUCGAGGCGUGGUGUUUACUUCGGCAGCACUCGAACCGCUUGAACAUCGCUGAGCUGCUGGGCUUCCUGUAUGAGAGCUGCCAGGAGCUGGGCCUCAUGAAGGAGCUGCUCAAGCUGCCUCUGGGCCUCAGUGAACAGGACUGUUUGGAAAAGUUUCUUCAAGGCACAGGCGGCCUUCAGAACAGAGAGCUGCUGAUGGUUCACUACCUGCAGCAGGCCAACUACAUUCCUGCCCUGCAGCUCAACCAAACCCUCAAAAUGAACCUGGUGAACGAGCGAGACCCAAAGGUCAAAGAGCGAUCCAACACCAGGAACUCUAUCCUGGACCAGUACGGCAAAGUUCUGCCUAGAGUGCAGAGGAAACUGGCGAUGGAGCGAUCCAAACCUUAUCAGCAUCCAGCCACCGUUCACAAAGAAGUCUCUCGGCCGCAGCCGCUGUCGACCGUCACCAAGCGCUCUGCCAGCGAGAAGGUGAUGUCCAGAGCUGGAUUCAUCAGCAGCGUCCUCGCCAAGAUCGAGGAGGUUUGGCUCGGAAAAGAGGCGACGCCCCWGUCCUCGCCAGCCAGGACACCAAAAGCAGCCGCUGCUCAGAGCUCCAGUCCCAGGUCAUCGUCGCUCGGUUUCACUGAUCCCUUCCUAGGAACGCCCAUCACCAUGACAACCAAACGAAAGUCAAGGCUGAUGGAUCUGGUGGUCCACCCGUCCUGUCACACGCCUCAGCCUCUCCUCAGUCCGCCCGGACCCACGACCUCCUGGGUUUCUCCAAAGAGCUCCAGAAAAGCGCCUGAGUUCAGUCUGCUGCAGACGCCGCAGGUCGUCAAGGUGAGUCCAUCACUUUGGACGACACUUUACUUAGAUGUGCUAAAGAUGUUUCUGACCUGUUUUAAAAUGGCUGCCRUCUUGCCGUGCAGCGAGGAAGAGGAGGAGAAUCCAGCAGCUGUAGAUCCGUCGGUUUUCACGCCACAGAAGUCCACAGUUUCUGUGACUUCCUCAGAGCCGACAGGCACCGACUCCCACUCUGUAGUGAGCUUGAAUGACAGCGAAGAACUGUCCAGUCCUGCAUCUGAGGAKGAAGGUGAAGAGGAGUCAUCUAAUCAAGCUGAAGAGGRAGAAGARGARGARGAGGAGGAGGAGGAAGAGGAAGACUCCGGCAGUGAGGUGGAGAUCAUUGAUGAGGUUCAGGGUAACGGGAGGCUGCCGCUGCUGCAGCCCGGCUCGGUCCUCAUGCAGCAGGAACACGCCCACUUCCUGCAGGAUCUGUCAGAGCAGCGAGCUGCYGAGUUCUCCCUGGUCGCACCUGGUGCAGAGAUGAAGAUCGUAGAGGACGACAUCGAAGGCGAGGUUGUGAUGGUGAGACUCGGCGGAGACGACGGAGGGAUGGAGCUGGACGCCAACACGGAGCCAGCGUCGUCAUUGUCCUCGUCAUACAUGGAGCUCAAACCUUCCACCACUCUGCUGGUUCCCUUYGAGUUCAUGGAGGGACAGCAAGGCCUGGUGGACGGCUCCGACCUCGCUCUUCCUGCUCUGCAGCCGGGCGCUGCGGCCGAAGAGCAGCAGCCGGAGAUUCACACCGGCUUCACGCUGAUGCUGGACACGGAAGAGGACGGAGUCAAGGAGGCGGAGGCGGCUGUSGGGAAUGAUGUGCAGCCGUUGGAGCUUCCUGAGCCGCUGCAGAUGGAGAGGGAAGACCCGUCUGACAGACCUGACGUCAUUCCUUUGGACGUGGAUAACAGGGAAGAAGCUUCACCAGAAGGAGAGAGCGCGGCGAUGGAAAACCUGGAUCAAAAUGAUGAUCGUGGACUUGAGGAAGAGGAGCUCGGAGAUUCACAAAUUGACCUGCAGACUGAAUCUACUGCAGAGAAACAGGAGACCGAAGACUCUGCAGAGAUAAAAGCUGCAAAGGUAGAAGAAAUUGGAUCAUCUGAAGAUCAGGAAGCUCCUUCAGUAUCGGUUCCAGAAGAAUCUCCAGCUGCUGUGAACGAUGCMGACUCGGCUGAACGAACAGAAGCAGUUGAGGAGGAAAAACCAAUCCCUGCUGAGGAAGCGCAGCUGCCUGAGGGGAACGGGUCUGUUCCUACAGAGAUGGAAAACACUGAGUCUGCUGUAGAGGACAAGAAGCUUGAGCACACGACAUCAUCAGACACUAAAGUUGGACAUGAGGAGGAAACGGAGGAACAACCCAGGAGACAACUGAGGCAUAAAAACGUUGCAGAAGAACCUUURGAGAACAUUGUUGAUCCAGAAAGUCAAACUGCGAAACAAACGCCAGCUGCUCAGAGGAAGGAAGAUUCUUCUACUCCAUCCCGGAGGAUGACAAGAGGACGAAACGCGACUUUAAUCUCUCCAGAGGCAGUGAGCGAGCCAGAGCUGACGAAAACUAGCAACGACGCUCCUGCCUUGCCAACUUGUACUCCGAAGAGAGGCAAGCCGCUCCAAAUCGUCACACCUCGUAGAAGUACCCGCAAAAUUCAGCCGGUAAUUCCUAAAGAGGAGCCUGAAAACAUGGAUUAUGAGAUUUCCACGGCUUCRACCUCCAGGAGGGCUUCGCCAGGCAGACGAUCGCAGAGAGCUGCUGCAACAAGAACCGACAGCGAGGAGGAAUCUGCGACCGCAGAGGACAGCCAAGAGRAURAGGGCGUGGAAACGAUAAGAGGUCGCAGAAAAAGCAGCAAGACUCCAACUCCUUCCAAACGCACUCAGGCCAGCACCCCCAGGAGGUCCAGCAGAAAGACGAGCAAUACCAACGAGGAAGAGCUGACCCCGGUGACGGUCAAAGAGGAGCCCGUCUCUCUAAAAUGCAGCGGCAAAAAAAUUAGACCACAGAUGCUGCCAGUCGUGUUUGAAGAAGACGAAGGAGAACAGAGAGAGGCAGAGAAGAAGCGGCAACUUUCCCAUCCUGGGAGGACAACGCGACAGUCCAGCCAGAUCACUAUAACUGUGUAUCCUCAAGUAAAACUGGUUCCUGCCGCCCUUCCUCAGGGCAACAGGAGGAGGAGAGAAGAAAGUGGUUCAGGAAAAGUGAGAGAAGGCAAAGAUCCAAACAAAAACUCUGAUCCCACCAACAAUCGUCGCCCAACGAGAAGCAGACUCUGGAGCCAUCCUGAGGAGGAUCUGCCCCUGCUGGACUCUCCGUUAGAGGUGGACUCGGAAACUCCUGUUGCAGACGCCCUCAUCAAGAGGCUCAAGGAUGAAGAGGAGAGACGGGAAGGUGUGAAGACUGAGAGAACCAGGAGGAGGAGCACCAAAUCCUCAGUGGAUCAGGUUUCAUCUCCUCCGGAACCAGACGGCCCGGCGCCUGAACCUGCAGCAGGUCAGUCCAGUCCAGGAGAAAACUCGUUCAUCUACUCUCCCUCCCGCCGGCGACAAACAAGAGCUCGUAAAGCAGAGUCUUCUUCGCCAGGCGAGGAGUCUGAGGCGCCGGUCACCCGCAGCAGGAGCCGAGUCAAAGAUGCUUCUGUUCAGGACAAAGCUUCCUCAGAAACUGAUCGCGCUGAAGUGGAGAAAACAUCUAAAACCAGAAAAACAAGCAGGAAAACAGCAAAAUCCGCAGCUGUUUCGGAGUCUGUUCCCAUCGCCGAGGUGGAUCUGAUCUCGCCGCUGCCCAGCCCGGCUGAGCCGCUGCCGCGAGCGCUCAGGGGGAUCGCAGACGAAGCGCCGGUCCCGACCACCAGGAACCUGCGGCGCAAACGCGUCAUAGACAUCGUUUUCUCAAAGCCCGUCACCCGCAGGAGGAAACUUUGAGGAGGCUGGAGGUGGUAGUAACCCGUGAACCUCAGGCGGCUGCAUGAAGAUUUGAACCAAAUCAAGUCGAGAGCUGUCAAAUAAAAAGGAACGGCCUGAACUUAUGAUGGUUCUGCUUCUUGAAAUGCCUCAUAGUGCUGCAGUUUUUCUGAAAWACUUUCCUCUACAAAGAGGAAAAUGGAAACGGUGGACGUGGGAAGGUUUAUUUUUGGGACAGAAACGGUAAAUUCAGUGUGAAGGAGGAUUUUAUUUUUGGAGUUUACAUUUCCUUCUCAUGCAAACUUGAUUUCACUUGAUAAGUGACCAUUUUAUGUUCUAAAGCUUGAGCUCUGGACACUGAAAGGCACAAAGAAAAGCAAUCAAUGUGGAUUUUUAGAGGUUCCUAAUGAUGAACAGAACAGAUCUCAUGAAGAGGUUUUAUUCCCUUUCUAUUAUUUUAAGGCUUUCUUUUCUUGUUGCCGUUUUAAAAGUUCAAGACCUGCUGUUUUUCUAUUCAAGAGGAAAAAGGCAACCGGCUAGCAGGGAUCUAUUGCUACUGCUGGAUUUGUAUAUAGUCAUUUGUUAUGUUCCAAAUAAAGUUAAUAAUUAAAUCCUAAGGAAUUAAGUUUAUUUUGAAUUUGAAGUGUCUUGAAUGCAUUUGAUGAUCAUAUCAGAUUGCCUUUGCCAAAGUCUUAAAAUCUAAGAGGAUUUUGUGUGUAAAACUGCUGCUGUCGGCAGAUACGGGAGAGAUGUAAAGGAGAAAAAAUGCACAAUUUGCAGAUGUAAAAGUAGCUCGGGAGAUAUUAAUAGGUUUGUUACAUGCAAUUUAUGGCAACAAGCAUCUGAUUCAGACUAUUUUCUGAUUGAAUGUAUGUAGAAUGUCUUAUUUUUGUUGACUGCUAUUUGAUAAAUAUGGUUAAACCU
Poecilia reticulata (guppy) is the source of this 7608-nucleotide messenger RNA. The record is from RefSeq and is a predicted model, not a curated record. NCBI's taxonomy places the organism in Eukaryota, Metazoa, Chordata, Actinopteri, Cyprinodontiformes, Poeciliidae.